This is a messenger RNA of Daldinia caldariorum, 1548 nucleotides long. RefSeq names its product cornichon. The transcript has 4 exons. The coding region runs from base 599 to 1015 and encodes 138 amino acids. Gene Ontology annotation, cellular component: COPII-coated ER to Golgi transport vesicle; endoplasmic reticulum membrane. Lineage: Eukaryota; Fungi; Ascomycota; Sordariomycetes; Xylariales; Hypoxylaceae. Gene Ontology annotation, biological process: endoplasmic reticulum to Golgi vesicle-mediated transport. The record is from RefSeq and is a predicted model, not a curated record.
GUCUGCAUCCGUUUAGUGAGUGGACCUUAGGUAGCCGAAAGCUUCACCAAGCUUCGCCGCUUCAAGGCCGCUCCGAUUCCCUCCUCUAUUCUCCCAAGGGGAAGGCAAGCUUUUUUUUUUCUUGCUUCGCAGCGAGCCGCUUUCAUCAUCCACCCGCACAAAACCGCCGCCCCCCCAAAAUCUCCCAAACUACCGAGAAAUAACCAAAUCACCGUUCUCAGCUUUAAUUAAUCGCGGGGACAUUUCGACAUCACACACUACAGUGUGCAUUUUGACGGCACGUCAAUCUCUCUCUCUCCUAAUUUGCUGUGAUACUCGCGCAAAAGAAGAGAAAAGAAAAAGAAGCUUCGACCUUCCACGUAGCCUUCAAUCUUGCAGCCUUAUCUCCGCAUUCUCUCUCCCUCGAGAUCCGUCAUUUUUUAAACCGUCCAACUUUUUGACGUGCACUUGACACCGUCUAGCCAAACGCCGCCAGGAAGCUUCCCUCUUGCUCCUCUCGACUAUAUCGGUUAACGAGCAACCUACUGUAUAUUUGACGGCCCGUUGUGCAUCACUACAAACAUUCUUAUAGGCCACACGAAAGCAUAUAGCUGUCAAGAUGUCGGGCGAAGCGUGGUUAUACCUCUUCGCCGUGCUCAUAAAUGCCGUCAAUCUGUUCCUCCAAGUAUUCUUCACGAUUAUGUACAGCGACUUAGAAUGUGACUAUAUCAACCCUAUCGACCUAUGCAACCGUCUCAACACCUAUAUCAUCCCCGAAGCUGCCGUGCACGGAUUCCUGACUUUCUUAUUUUUGAUCAACGGAUACUGGGUCGCACUGAUUCUCAACCUACCGCUUCUCGGCUGGAACAUCAAGAAGAUUGUGGAUAACACUCAUCUACUGGACGCAACCGAAAUCUUCAGGAAGCUCAACGUGCACAAGAAGGAGUCUUUCUUCAAGCUGGGCUUCCACUUGGUCAUGUUCUUCUUCUAUCUAUACAGCAUGAUCGUUGCCUUGAUCAAGGACGAGACGAAAUAAAUUCUGAAAAAGAUGGGAUAAGCACAAUGAGAAAUACGACGCAAACGAGACACCCGAACGGAAAUGACUCUAAUGAGCCACGAAUUACACAGGGUCUCCGGAUCCCCGGCGGGAAGGUUGUGAAUCUAAACAACCUUGGAGCGAGCCUUAGAGUAGUGGAUUUUGCUGGGAAAGUGAAGGGUUAUCGGACGAUUUGAUCAAGCGGGAUAGAACGUGGUCCCUUUAUAGGGAUCGAUAUGUCCCCGUUUUUCUCGUUUGAUAUGUGCGAUACCAUAAGAUUGGGAUGAUGAUGGCGACGAUGGCAAGCGACCUGGGAGUAGGUCAGGUCCCCUGUUGAAUUAGCAGCAUGUGCAAAUUUGUUUCGGGCAGGAGAUUCUCAUAGGUAAUAAAGUUACAAGAUAAUACCCCGAUUUAUACGAGCUUGUUCAGUUUAAAAGCUUGACUUGACCUGUCUUAACAACAGGAUAUAUAUAUUGUACGAAGUAAUGAUACCGAGAUGUAUGAAUCGAUUUAUAAGAUGAGAUGUACGAAGC